GGGUCUUUGUCACCGCGCUGCUUGAGAAAUAUCGGGAAGGCAAUCACCAAGUUGCUUGACCGAGAGAAGAGGUGUAGGUUGUUACAAAACAGGCGACGACUUGUUAGCAGUUUGUUAAUAACUCAGAUUUGCUCAAAGUUAUUACUGGGCCUGGUAGCCUGUUCUCGGUUAACGCGAAACCUACAUCACGCAGCUGUCGCCAAGUCUCGAUCCUGUUUGGUUAUUUUAAGAUGAACUUCAUCAGAAACAGUCAACUUGACGGUCUGGCCAGCAAAGAAAACGCUCUGCCCUCAAACAAAGAAAAUGUUCUGCUCUUAAACAAAAUGGACGUGUCCCGAAUGCAGAGGGCCAAACAAAGAACCGUGCUCGGUGUCUUAACAGAAAAUGAGCAGCACAGUCGAUCCCUCAGCCAGGGAAGUCAACUCUCCAAAGAGAGUUCCAUCACUGACAGCUCCCAGCCCUUCUUCUUCGGCUGUCCCUCCAGCUCAAGCUUCGACGUGUUUGUUGACGAUGCGUGUGAAGUUGUUCUUGCAGCGUCUGGUGACAGGAUGGCAUCAGAUACUGACUUCCUGGAUGAAGACGAUGCUGCCCUACAACAUAAAGAUUUUAGACUCUUCCUAGAGAUGAGCUCAUGCUCGUGCCCUGAUACUUCUAUGCACUCUGAACCAGAUGACACCCUGCCAUUAGAGGAUGGUGUGCUGCCUUUGUCAGAAUAUGCAGAGGACAUUCAUCAACACUUAAGGGAGCGUGAAGUGAAGAUCAGGCCAAAUGCAGGUUACAUGGAGAAACAUCCAGAGAUCACCAACUGCAUGCGGGUCGUCCUGGUGGACUGGCUGGUGGAGGUCACCCAGGAGUUCAAGUUUCAUUACGAAACCCUGUACCUUGCCAUCAACUACAUGGACCGCUUUCUGUCCUGCACAGCCUCUGUGAAACGGAGCAAACUACAGCUGGUUGGCACAGCUGCCAUACUGCUGGCUGCAAAAUAUGAGGAGAUCUUCCCUCCUGAUCUGGAUGAGUUUGUGUACAUCACAGACAACACAUACACCAAGAAGCAGCUGGUCCACAUGGAGCAUAUUUUCCUCAGGGUGCUGGCCUUUAACAUGGCAGCACCCACCACUUACCAGUUCCUUAGCCACUACAUGAGCAUCCAGUCGGUCUGCUCCAAGACGGAGAACCUUGCUCUGUAUGUGGCAGAGUUAAGCCUGCUGGAAAUCAAACCAUUCCUACAGUAUACUCCAUCUACGGUGGCAGCGGCUGCCUACUGCCUAGCCAACUACACAAUCAACAAAGCUCUUUGGCCAGAUUCCUUGCAUUCCUUUACCAGUUACACCAUGGCUGACAUUGUGCCCUGUCUCAAUGACCUCCACAAGCUGUACUUCACUGCAGAAUGUCGCCCCCAGCAGGCAAUCAGGGAGAAGUACAUGAGUUCCAAGUACCAUAGUGUUUCAAAGAUCACCCCACCUGCUGUUCUGCCUUGCUCAUGAAUCACUGCUCCACCCUUUUCACGGAUGCUGCUGCGAUAAACUAAUGAGAUGGGACCACAACAAAGAGCUUGCAUGAACUUGUGCUGUCAUACUGGAAGUGUACUGAAACCCUAUGGACAGACCUUUUUCUUUUUUCUUUUUCUUUUUUUUAAAGAAGUAUUUUAUUAAAGUUUUAAGUAGGUGUAAAAAGUACAAUAAAAAUAUAAAAACGUGGUCAUUGACUUCAGAAUUCACUACCUGCAGGUGUCAGAGUCUUAAGAUUUUAAAGCUGGUAAGUCAUCAGUUUUAAUAUGUAUUUAAAUCCAAGGGAUUUGUUUUUUGUGCUUUUUUAAUUUUUUUUUUUUUUAAGAGCCUGUCACUGAGUCAUUGACAGGAGACAGUGCCUUUUGCAUCUUGUAAUAAAAUAUUUGAAAGCCUC
Molecule: messenger RNA, 1902 nt
Organism: Myripristis murdjan (pinecone soldierfish)
Lineage: Eukaryota; Metazoa; Chordata; Actinopteri; Holocentriformes; Holocentridae
Gene: ccna1
Product: cyclin A1
Exons: 9
Coding region: 231-1484 (417 amino acids)
Source: RefSeq, a predicted model, not a curated record